Messenger RNA from Danio aesculapii, 8772 nucleotides. It is a transcript of the gene tln1, whose product is annotated as talin 1. The record is from RefSeq and is a predicted model, not a curated record. Gene Ontology annotation, biological process: platelet aggregation. Gene Ontology annotation, molecular function: integrin binding; actin filament binding; structural constituent of cytoskeleton. Lineage: Eukaryota; Metazoa; Chordata; Actinopteri; Cypriniformes; Danionidae. Gene Ontology annotation, cellular component: plasma membrane; cytoskeleton; focal adhesion. The transcript is spliced from 56 exons. Bases 189 to 7814 code for a protein of 2541 amino acids.
UUUAACACACCGCCUCAAAGCAACGGUGCAGAAAUCACUUCUGACAUUACAUACCAGCAUUUACUCAACAGGAACUUUCUGCUGGGGGACAGGGAUUGUUAAUAUACUGGAUAUUGUCCUAAGGUGGACAGCAAGUGAUCGAAGAAACCUGAGAGGAGUAGCAGUGGCACAGUCCCGUAUUGUCAGUCAUGGUGGCGCUGUCGCUGAAGAUCGGGGUGGGGAAUGUGGUGAAAACGAUGCAGUUUGAGCCCUCCACCGUGGUGUACGAUGCCUGUCGAAUCAUCAGGGAGAGAGUUCCAGAAGCACAACUCGGCCAGCCCAGUGACUAUGGCCUGUUCCUGUCAGACGAUGAUCCAAAGAAGGGCAUUUGGCUGGAAGCAGGCAAAGCCCUGGAUUACUACAUGCUUAGAAACGGGGAUACUCUGGAGUACAAAAAGAAACAGAGACCCCUGAAGAUCCGCAUGUUGGAUGGAACGGUCAAAACAGUUAUGGUGGAUGACUCAAAAAUCGUCAGUGACAUGCUAAUGACCAUCUGUGCCAGGAUAGGCAUCACAAAUUAUGAUGAGUACUCACUGGUGCGUGACGUGGGAGAGGAAAAGAAGGAAGAGACCACAGGAACACUGAAGAGAGACAAGACCCUCCUGAGAGAUGACAAAAAAAUGGAGAAACUCAAACAGAAACUUCACACAGAUGACGAGCUGAAUUGGUUGGAUCAUGGGCGGACGCUGCGGGAGCAGGGUGUCGAGGAGUCUGAGAUGCUGCUUCUUAGGAGAAAGUUCUUCUACUCAGACCAGAAUGUGGAUUCCAGAGACCCUGUACAGCUCAACCUGCUGUAUGUGCAGGCCCGUGAUGACAUUUUGAACGGCUCUCACCCCGUCUCCUUCGAUAAGGCCUGCGAGUUUGCUGGAUACCAGUGCCAGAUCCAGUUUGGAGACCACAAUGAGUCCAAACACAAACCUGGAUUCCUAGAUUUGAAGGAAUUCUUGCCCAAAGAGUACGUCAAGAACAAGGGCGAGAAGAGGAUCUUUCAGGCACACAAAAAUUGCCAAAAUAUGACCGAGAUCGAGGCCAAAGUCAACUAUGUCAAACUAGCCAGAUCUCUGAAAACAUACGGAGUGUCCUUCUUCUUAGUCAAGGAAAAAAUGAAAGGAAAGAAUAAGCUUGUGCCACGUUUGUUGGGCAUCACUAAAGAGAGUGUGAUGAGAGUGGAUGAGAAAACCAAAGAGGUGAUUCAGGAGUGGAGUCUGACCAACAUCAAACGCUGGGCAGCGUCUCCUAAGAGCUUCACUCUGGACUUUGGAGACUAUCAGGAUGGUUACUACUCAGUUCAGACCACUGAAGGAGAACAGAUUGCACAACUCAUUGCUGGAUACAUUGACAUCAUUCUCAAAAAGAAAAAGAGCAAAGAUCACUUCGGCCUGGAGGGAGAUGAAGAAUCAACCAUGUUGGAGGACUCCGUCUCCCCGAAAAAGUCAACAGUUCUUCAGCAGCAGUUUAAUAAGAUGGGUAAGGUGGAGACGGGUUCUGUCGCUCUACCGGCAAUCAUCCGAUCUGGUGCUGGAGGUCCAGAGAGCAUGAAGAUGGGCUCAAUGCCACAGGCCAAACAGCACAUCACCAGCGGACAGAUGCACAGAGGACACAUGCCCCCUCUGACUUCAGCUCAGCAGGCUUUAACUGGCACCAUUAACUCCAGCAUGCAGGCAGUACAGGCGGUUCAGGCUUCUCUUGAUGAGUUUGAUGCCCUGCCUCCACUGGGGACUGAUUCGGCAUCUCAAGCCUGGAGGAAGAACAAAAUGGAUGAGUCCAAACACGAGAUUCACUCUCAGGUGGAUGCCAUCACUGCGGGAACCGCCUCCAUGGUCAAUCUGACUGCAGGUGACCCGGCAGAGACUGAUUACACCGCUGUGGGCUGUGCCGUCACCACCAUCUCCUCCAACCUGACUGAGAUGUCCAAGGGUGUUAAACUGCUGGCGGCGCUGAUGGAGGACGAGGGUGGAAAUGGCCAGCAGCUUCUGGGUGCUGCAAAGAAUUUGGCGUGUGCCGUGUCUGACAUGCUCAAGACUGCUCAGCCGUCCAGCACUGAGCCACGACAGAACCUCCUGCAAGCAGCGGGUAAUGUGGGUCAGGCCAGCGGAGAACUCCUGCAGCAGAUCGGAGAGUCCGAUGCAGAUCAACACUUCCAGGACAUGUUGAUGCAGUUGGCGAAGGCUGUGGCGAAUGCAGCAGCGGCUCUGGUGUUAAAGGCUAAAAACGUGGCUCAGAAAACAGAAGAUUCAGCUCAACAAAACAAAGUGAUCGCUGCUGCCACCCAGUGCGCCCUCUCCACAUCACAGCUGGUGGCCUGCACACGAGUGGUGGCUCCAACCAUCAGCUCACCCGUGUGUCAAGAGCAGCUCAUCGAGGCUGGUAAACUAGUGGCGAAGUCUGUGGAGGGCUGUGUGGAGGCGUCACAGGGGGCGACCGGUGACGAGCAGCUGCUCAAACAGGUGGGCGCCGCUGCCACAGGUGUCACUCAGGCUCUUAACGAGCUGCUGCAGCAUAUUAGACAGUAUGCCAGCGGAGGACAGCCAAUCGGACGGCACGGAGAGGCCACCGACCGCAUCCUGGAUGUGACUGAUAACAUCUUUAGCUCCAUGGGAGAUGCAGGGGAGAUGGUGCGUCAGGCGCGGAUCCUUGCUCAGGCCACCUCAGACCUAGUCAACGCUAUCAAGGCGGACGCAGAGGGAGAAUCUGACCUGGAGAACUCUCGCAAACUCCUCUCUGCAGCCAAACUCCUGGCUGACGCUACUGCCCGCAUGGUGGAAGCUGCGAAGGGUGCAGCUGCUAAUCCAGACAGCGAGGAGCAGCAGCAGAAGUUGCGUGAAGCUGCGGAGGGACUGCGCAUGGCCACCAAUGCUGCAGCACAGAACGCCAUUAAAAAGAGACUCGUCAAUAAACUGGAGAAUGCAGCGAAACAAGCCGCAGCGGCCGCCACUCAGACCAUAGCAGCCGCUCAACACGCAGCUUCAUCCAACAAGAACCCUGCGGCCCAGCAACAACUCGUACAGAGCUGCAAGGUGGUGGCGGAUCAGAUCCCUCAGCUGGUUCAGGGUCUGAGGAGCAGCCAGGCUCAACCCGACAGCCCCAGCGCUCAACUCGCCCUCAUCGGAGCUAGCCAGAACUUCCUGCAGCCCGGAGCCAAAAUGGUGACCGCAGCCAAAGCUACAGUUCCCACCAUCAGUGACCAGGCGUCUGCCAUGCAGCUCAGUCAGUGCGCCAAAAACCUGGCCAGUGCUCUGGCUGAGCUCCGCACGGCCGCCCAGAAGGCUCAGGAGGCGUGUGGUCCGUUGGAGAUUGAUAACGCUCUGACUAUGGUACGGGGGCUGGAGAGGGACAUGCAGGAGGCCAAAGCUUCAGCUGCUGAGGGCAAACUCAGACCCCUGCCUGGAGAAACGCUGGAGAAGUGCUCACAGGAUCUGGGCUCCAGCACUAAAGCUGUGAGCUCUGCCAUUGCUCAACUCCUCAGUGAAGCAACUCAAGGCAAUGAGAACUACACAGGUAUGGCUGCUCGUGAUGUGGCUCAGGCUCUGCGUUCGCUGGCUUCAGCUGCUCGUGGAGUGGCAGCCAACACCGAAGACCCUCUAGCCCGUAACGCCAUGCUGGACUGCACCGGCGAUGUCAUGGACAAAUCCGCCAGCCUGAUUGAAGAGACCAAGAGGGCCAUCGCCAAACCAGGAGACCCUGACAGUCAGCAAAGACUGGCCCAGGUAGCCAAAGCUGUGUCUCAGGCACUGAACCGCUCUGUAAACUGUCUGCCGGGGCAGAGGGAUGUGGAUAAUGCCAUCAGAACUGUCGGAGAAGCUAGCAAGAAAUUGCUGUCUGAUAAAUUCCCAGCGAGUGGGAAGAGUUUCCAAGAGGCUCAGGCCAAUCUGAACGAUGCAGCAGCUGGACUGAACCAGUCAGCCAAUGAGCUGGUACAGGCCUCGCGUGGCACCACCCAGGACCUGGCCAAAGCCUCCGGGAAGUUUGGACAAGACUUUAACCAAUUCCUGCAGGCUGGAGUGGACAUGGCUGGACAAUCCCAGUCUAAAGAGGACCAGACUCAAGUGGUCACCAACCUGAAGACCAUUUCCAUGUCCUCCAGCAAACUCCUGCUGGCGGCUAAAGCUCUGUCCACAGACCCCAACUCGCCAAACCUGAAGAACCAGCUUGCUGCUGCUGCUCGCGCGGUGACAGACAGCAUUAAUCAGCUGAUCAGCAUGUGUACCCAGCAGGCUCCGGGACAGAAGGAGUGUGACAACGCUCUUCGUGAGCUUGAGACGGUUGGAGGAAUGCUGGAGAACCCAACAGAAGCAGUCAAUGAUUUGGGCUACUUUGACUGCAUUGACAGUGUGAUGGAGAACUCAAAGGUUUUGGGUGAGGCCAUGGCUGGUAUUUCCCAUAAUGCCAAGAACAGUAACUUGCCCGAGUUUGGAGAUUCAGUCAGUUCAGCGUCUAAAGCUCUGUGUGGUCUCACUGAAGCAGCUGCUCAGGGGGCGUAUCUGGUUGGUGUGUCAGACCCGAACAGCCACGCUGGCCAGAAGGGUCUUGUGGACCCCUCACAAUUCGCCAGAGCCAAACAGUCCAUCCAGAUGGCCUGUCAGAAUCUGGUGGACCCGGCCUGCACCCAGUCCCAGGUUCUUUCUGCCGCCACCAUCGUUGCCAAACACACUUCGGCCUUGUGCAAUGCCUGCCGGCUCGCCUCCUCCAAGACAUCCAACCCAGUUGCUAAGAGACAGUUCGUCCAGAGUGCCAAAGAGGUGGCCAACAGCACAGCCAACCUCGUCAAGUCCAUCAAGGCUCUCGAUGGGGCCUUUAACCAGGAAAACAGACAGAAGUGUAAGGAAGCCACUGGGCCACUCAUCGAGGCUGUGGAUAACCUGACUGCCUUCGCCUCAAACCCAGAGUUCGCAAGUGUACCCGCUCAGAUCAGCCCAGAGGGUCUGGCAGCGAUGGAGCCAAUCACAGCAGCCGCUAAGGCAAUGUUGGAAAGCUCGACAGGACUAAUCCAGACAGCCCGCUCGCUCGCAGUCAACCCGAAAGAUCCACCCAAAUGGUCUGUGCUUGCUGGACACUCCAGAACAGUGUCUGACUCCAUCAAGAAACUCAUCACCAACAUGAGGGAAAAGGCUCCAGGUCAGAGGGAGUGUGAUGAUGCCAUUGAGGUUCUCAGUAACUGCAUUCGUGAAGUGGACAAGGCCUCGCUGGCAGCCAUCAGUCAGCAGCUCACGCCUAGAGACGACAUUUCCCAUGAGGCUCUGCACGAGCAGAUGGCGGCGUCUGUGCAUGAGAUCAGUAACCUGAUUGAACCGGUGGCCAUCGCAGCCCGUGCUGAUGCCUCUCAGCUGGGACACAAGGUGUCUCAGAUGGUCAGUUACUUUGAGCCGCUCAUCAUGGCUGCCAUCGGCACAGCGUCUAAGAUCCUGAACAGCCAGCAGCAGAUGAAUGUGCUGGAUCAAACCAAGACUCUGGCUGAGUCUGCGCUACAGAUGCUCUACACGGCCAAAGAGGCUGGAGGAAACCACAAGGCGGCGCACACACAGGAGGCUCUGGAGGAGUCUGUUCAGAUGAUGAAAGAGGCGGUGGACGAUCUGGGUUCGACUCUGGCAGAAGUGGCCAGCGCUGCAGGAGCAGUGGGAGGAAUGGUCAACUCCAUCACUCAGUCCAUCAAUAAGAUGGAGGACGGACCUGCUUUUGAGCCUGAAGGAACGUUUGUGGAUUAUCAAACCACCAUGGUGAAGACAGCCAAAGCUAUCGCUGUCACCGUUCAGGAGAUGGUUACCAAAUCCAACACCAACCCUGAUGAGCUGGGCGGUUUGGCCAAUCAGCUGACCACAGAGUUCGGUGACCUCGCAUCAGAGGCCAAAUGCGCAGCCAUGACCGCUGAAAACGAUGAGAUCGGUUCACAUAUCAAGAAGCAGGUGACCGAGUUGGGCUACACCUGCACUGGUCUGGUCAGUAAAGCAGGAGCGCUACAGUGCAGUCCAAACGACUCCUACACCAAGAAGGAGCUCAUUGACAGUGCCAGGAAAGUCUCUGAGAAGGUCUCUCACGUGCUGGCAGCUCUUCAGGCGGGCAAUCGCGGCACUCAGGCCUGCAUUACCGCCGCCAGCGCUGUCUCUGGCAUCAUCGCUGAUCUGGACACCACCAUCAUGUUUGCCACCGCGGGCACUCUCAACCGAGAGAACGCAGAGACGUUUGCAGACCACAGAGAGCACAUCUUGAAGACGGCUAAAGUUCUGGUGGAGGACACGAAGCUGCUGGUUUCUGGAGCCGGAGCAAGUCAAGAGAAAUUGGCUCAGGCUGCACAGUCCUCCGUCAACACCAUCACCAAACUGGCUGAUGUGGUUAAACUGGGGGCAGCGAGUCUGGGCUCUGAAGAUCCCGAGACACAGGUGGUUCUGAUCAACGCAGUGAAAGACGUGGCUAAAGCUCUGGGUGACCUGAUCAGCGCCACCAAAGCAGCAGCCGGCAAACCUCACGAUGACCCCGCCAUGCUGCAGCUCAAGAACUCUGCUAAGGUGAUGGUGACCAAUGUGACGUCUCUACUUAAGACGGUGAAGGCGGUGGAGGAUGAAGCCACUAAAGGCACACGAGCACUAGAGGCCACCAUAGAGCACAUCAAACAAGAGCUGGCUGUUUUCAGCAGUGCAGACCCUCCUCCAAAGACAGCCACUCCAGAGGAGUUCAUCCGCAUGACCAAAGGCAUCACACUGGCCACGGCCAAAGCAGUGGCUGCUGGGAACUCCUGCCGUCAGGAGGAUGUGAUUGCCACCGCUAACCUAAGCAGACGAGCAGUCGCAGACAUGCUGCGCUCCUGCAAGCAAGCCGCAUACCACCCGGAGGUGAAGCGGGAGGUCCAGUCUCGAGCGCUCCGCUUCGGCUCUGAGUGCUCCACAAGUUACCUGGGCCUGCUGGAGCAUGUGUUAGUGAUCAUUCAGAAACCCUCGCAUGACCUUAAGCAGCAGCUGGCAAACUACUCCAAACGUGUGGCCAGUUCAGUGACCGAGCUCAUCCAGGCUGCGGAGGCCAUGAAAGGUACGGAGUGGGUGGAUCCCGAAGACCCCACCGUCAUUGCAGAAAACGAGCUGCUGGGAGCCGCAGCUGCCAUUGAAGCUGCCGCUAAGAAACUAGAGCAGCUCAAACCACGAGCCAAACCCAAGGAAGCUGAUGAGAGUCUGAACUUUGAGGAACAGAUUCUAGAAGCGGCCAAAUCCAUCGCUGCAGCCACCAGUGCUCUGGUCAAAGCUGCAUCUGCCGCUCAGAGAGAGCUGGUGGCUCAAGGGAAGGUUGGGGCAAUUCCAGCAAAUGCGGUGGAUGAUGGACAGUGGUCUCAGGGUCUCAUUUCAGCUGCUCGUAUGGUAGCCGCGGCUACUAACAACCUGUGCGAAGCAGCUAACUCUGCGGUUCAGGGUCACGCCAGCGAGGAGAAACUCAUUUCUUCAGCCAAACAGGUGGCAGCAUCCACCGCACAGCUGCUAGUGGCCUGUAAGGUCAAGGCUGACCAGGACUCUCAGACCAUGAAGAGACUGCAGGCUGCUGGUAAUGCUGUCAAGAGGGCGUCUGAUAACCUGGUAAAGGCGGCACAGAAGGCUGCGUUUGAGGCUCAAGAUGAUCAGGCUGUGAUGGUUAAGAGCAAGAUGGUGGGCGGUAUUGCUCAGAUCAUCGCUGCUCAGGAGGAGAUGCUCAGAAAGGAAAAAGAGCUGGAAGAAGCCAGAAAGAAACUGGCGAUGAUCCGACAGCAACAGUACAAGUUCCUGCCCUCAGAGCUGCGAGAGGACGGACAAGAGCAGUGAGCCGCUUCAGAGACUAAUCCAUCACAUUCAAAGUCAAUCAUAUGCAAUGAGUAUAAAGUGAACCAUGUAUCAGGAUGUCUAUUUUACAAGUGUUUUUGUUGAUUUCUGUCCCUUUUAUGAGCAUUGCCAUGCCAGCUUUAUUGGAUUGUUGUAUUUGGAUAAUACGCCACAUCUAUAAGUCCUUUUUAAUUGCUUCUAUCAUAUUUUUUCCAGUGCUAUAUAGAUUAGAUGAGGAGUGUGUGUUAAAGCUAGUGAUCAUGGCGCUGGGGUCAAACAGUGUUCGUAAUGUCCACUAAGCUUGAGCAAGAGAACAUUUGAAAAAUUCUCAAACUAACUUGUAAGCUCUUCUACAAGUCUAUUUUUCUUUUUUAUAUAUAUAAUAUUAUUAUUUUGCGGCUGAUUUGGACCAGGGGUGCAAUGAUUAUCUUUGCGUGGAAACAAUUCAUAGAGAAAACAUAUCAUUUUUCUAAAGAACAGAAUAAUAAAGCUUUGAAAUGUUACAAAUAGUAUCUCCUGUUAAUGUUUUUACAGCGUCAAGGGUUGCAUUUGUGAUAACUUGUUGUUCUUUCUAUCAAAAGUAUAUCUUUUAUAAAACACAAAAGCCAUAUUUCCAUAUUUUGUUUGCUUUUUAUAAUGUAUUUUGUUGCAAUUCACUGUUGAUGUAAUUGUCAUCCAGAUGUCGAUGGACAAUAUUAGAUGAAAAAAGGAUUUAGUUAAUUCAAAUGUCUGUGUUUAUCAAAGAUUAAUCAGAGUAACUAUAAAGAACUGUAUUAAAGAAAUGCUAAAGACUGUUAUUAAUGGAUUCAAUGCAGAGAGAUUAUUCUUUGCCAUUACAGCCUUUCCUUUUGCAUUCAGUAUAUUCUGCCUUUAUAUUUGUGUAUUUAACAGUUUCUCACCUGAACUAAGCAAACGCACUUGUGUUUAACGAAAAACUCAUAAAUUCACUGUUUUGCAAAGA